Messenger RNA from Calliphora vicina (urban bluebottle blowfly), 1419 nucleotides. Its product is annotated as queuosine-tRNA galactosyltransferase-like. Lineage: Eukaryota; Metazoa; Arthropoda; Insecta; Diptera; Calliphoridae. Bases 166 to 1419 code for a protein of 417 amino acids. The transcript is spliced from 5 exons. The record is from RefSeq and is a predicted model, not a curated record.
GUAUAAAACGAAAGAGAUGCUAAAUACACGAAAUUACAACGAACAAAAAAAUGACAGCAGUAUACGUAACAAACAUAAUAUUACAUGAUUACAACCGGCAAAAUUUUAUGCAAAAAUAUUUGCAAUUUAAUUAAAAAAAACCACAACAAUAAAUAAAUAAAAACUAUGCCGCAACUAGCAGAAACCAAAGACUUAAUAUCUGUGAUUAUUACGGUUUUAAAUGGUGGCCAAUGGAUAGAUAGUUGUAUGGAAUCGAUUAUUAAACAAACAGCUGUACAAUCACAGCAAAACCAACAACUGCAGGCAACAACACAUAAAUUGCAUUCAGAUGAAGCGCAGAAUCCAUUUAUGUCAACCAUGACCAACUCACCAAAUACAACAAUAACAACUCUAGCAUGUGCUGCCACAACAACAACACCAAAUAAUAUAGCAACAAGUAAUUUACACGAUUUAGCGCCAAUAAUUGAGGUUUGUGUCUUUGAUGACUGUAGUAAUGAUAACACUCUUAAAAUACUUAACAAAUGGCGGGCUCAUUUAAGAGAACAUUACAAUAUUAACAUGCAUAUUGUGGAGAAUAAAGCGGGUAAAUCAAAAGGAGUGGGCUAUGGUCGCAAUAGAGCCAUAGAAGCUUCCGAAGGCAAUUAUUUAUGUUUUCAAGAUAUAGAUGAUGAAAUGCUACCGGCACGUAUUUGCCAACAGUAUCAUUUAGCAAAGCAAUACAAAAAUGCGAUAAUUGGCUCCAAAUUUAUACGCACACCCAGUAAUUCCACUUGCCGCUUUACCCGUUGGGCCAAUGAUUUACACUCGGAUAAAUUAAUUUUACAAAUCUACACCUCAAAUGGUCCCACUAUCAUUAUGCCCACCUGGCUGUGUCAUCGUCAAGUUUACACAAACAUAGCGGGAGGCUUUUCGGAAGAAGGCAAAGGUUGCCCCGAAGACUUAAUAUUUUUCUAUCAACAUUUAGACAAUAAAGGCCUAGUAAAACGGGCAGAAGAAUGUUUGCUAAAAUAUCGUUAUCACUCAGGGGCUACCACAUUUAGCGUGUCAGCCAAAACUAUUUGGCAUAUAAGACUUAAGCAUUUAUUGGUUAAUGUCUUAAAGAAGCCACCCUGGUGUAAGGGAUUUUCUAUAUGGAAUGCUGGCAAGCAGGGUAGAAAAUUCUUUAGAGAUUUGCCCGAAGAGCAAAAGAAAAAUGUGCAAACAUUUUGUGAUGUAGAUAAAAAUAAAAUCCAGAAAUUGUAUAAAUAUUAUGAUGGCGCCUUAAGACAGACCACAUUUUCCAUACCAAUUGUACACUUUUCUAAAGUUCAGCCUCCCGUAGUGAUAUGCAUGAAAUUGGAUUUAACCAAUGGUGAUUUCGAAAUGAAUUUACAAAGUCUGCAGUUUAUUGAGGGGCAAGAUUAUAUAUUAUUUACUUAA